Molecule: messenger RNA, 2611 nt
Organism: Cynoglossus semilaevis (tongue sole)
Lineage: Eukaryota; Metazoa; Chordata; Actinopteri; Pleuronectiformes; Cynoglossidae
Gene: rhcgb
Product: Rh family, C glycoprotein b
Exons: 11
Coding region: 184-1641 (485 amino acids)
Biological process (GO): ammonium transmembrane transport; ammonium homeostasis
Cellular component (GO): plasma membrane
Molecular function (GO): ammonium channel activity
Source: RefSeq, a predicted model, not a curated record
GGUGAGAGGGACUCCAGAUUGUUGCAGAUGGAAAAAGGUGGGAGUGACAUGGGGGAGUGUCCUGUAGUCAUCGUCAGCUCGACUUGAAAUGGUCACCUCUCAAAAGUGUUUUUUUUCCUUCUUGAACUUGCAUUCUCACUUGACCUUUGAAUAAGUAAGAAGAACAGAAGAGAAGCAGAAAGGAUGGGCAGCGUACAGAGCUUCAGACAGCUGUGUGACCGCCAAAAGAACACCAAUGUUCACCUCAGUCUACCAGCAGUUUGUAUUGUAUGGCAGACGGCCAUGAUCAUCUUAUUUGGUGUUUUUAUUCGAUACAACGAGGAGUCCGAUCCACACUGGGUUGAGACAAAACGGAAAAAAAAUAUAUCAUCUGACAUUGAGAAUGACUUCUACUUCAGAUAUCCAAGUUUCCAGGACGUCCAUGUCAUGAUCUUUGUUGGAUUCGGCUUCUUGAUGACAUUUCUUAAGAGAUACAGCUUCGGCGCCGUAGGUUUCAACUUCCUAAUAGCGGCCUUUGGUCUUCAGUGGGCACUGCUCAUGCAGGGUUGGUUCCAUUCCCUGGAUUACACUGAUGGAAAAAUUAAAAUUGGAGUUGAAAAUCUGAUCAAUGCUGACUUCUGUGUGGCUGGGUGUUUAAUUGCCUAUGGUGCAGUGCUUGGUAAAGUGAGUCCAGUUCAGCUGCUGGUUCUCACCCUGUUUGGCAUCACCUUGUUUGCUGUGGAGGAAUAUAUCAUCCUAAAUCUCAUUCAUGCCAGGGAUGCUGGCGGUUCUAUGGUUAUCCACAUGUUUGGAGCGUACUACGGUCUAGCUAUCUCGUGGAUGCUCUAUCGACCUAAUCUGGAUCAAAGCAGUCGUCUGCAGGGCUCUGUUUAUCACUCAGACGUCUUUGCCAUGAUUGGUACUCUCUUCCUGUGGAUGUUCUGGCCCAGUUUUAACUCUGCCAUUACAGACCACGGUGAUGGUCAGCACAGAGCAGCCAUCAACACUUAUCUGGCCUUGUCCUCGACGGUCCUUACUACUGUGGCAGUUUCCAGUCUCUUCCAGAAACAUGGGAAGCUGGACAUGGUCCACAUCCAGAACUCCACCCUUGCUGGUGGUGUCGCUGUGGGAACAGCGGCAGAAUUUAUGCUGAUGCCCUACGGAUCCCUGAUCGUAGGAUUCUGCUGUGGCAUCAUCUCCACUCUGGGAUACAUCUACCUGACGCCGUUCAUGGAGAAACACCUAAAGAUCCAGGACACAUGUGGCAUACAUAACCUCCAUGCCUUACCAGGAUUUAUAGGAGGAAUUGUGGGAGCCAUUACUGCUGCUGCAGCAUCAGAGUCAGUGUACGGUACUGAAGGGCUAGUAAACACCUUUGACUUUGAGGGUGAGUUCAAAGACAUGAAACCCACACGUCAGGGUGGUCACCAAGCUGCAGGCAUGUGUGUAGCUAUCUGCUUCGGCAUAGGUGGAGGCAUCCUUGUAGGCUGCAUUUUGAGACUACCCAUAUGGGGAGAUCCUGCAGAUGAUAACUGCUUUGACGAUGAAGCCUACUGGGAGGUUCCUGAAGACGAAGAAAGCAUCCCACCGAUCCUGCAGUACAACAACCACAUGAGAAACAAGGACGUAACGGAGUCAAAUUUCACUGUGGAGCAGAACUGAUGUUAAGCCUAGAUUUUUAAGGCUCUUGAUCAAACAAACAAACAAAAUAAAUGAAUGAAUCCAGCAAAUUUUGUAAUUUGAAAUAUUUACCUGUUGUUGAAUUUAAAAUAUUGUGAUCUUCUCAGUGUUUGUUUUUAACAUUUAUGUUUCUCUGAGCAAAGAAAAAAAAAGUUCAGCUUCAAGUUCAAAACUUCAAAAUCAAAUGAAUCAAAUCUAGAUCUAGUAAUCUUUACUUGUUGCAUCGAGGACUUUAUAGAUGUUUAUAUAUGUCUACUCACACCUUUCUAUGGUAAUCAAGGCUCCAUGCUGAAGGGACAAAAACGGAUAAUUGUAAAGAAAUGUCACAUGUGCAUACUCAGGAUUUGUGUCAGUCUUCGGUUUUCUGAUUGUUUGCAGUUUCUUCUUUUUAGAAUUAUUUAGAAACCCUGCACCUGUGUGUGUGUGUCUGUAAUUUAUAGGCACUAAAUAAUAAUAAUUCCCUUAUUAUUCCCCCAAUGGGCAAAUUUAUAGUGGGAAUCCUUGCAAUCGACACAGGCUGCAAUGGCUGUCUUGGUCAUAAUUGAAUUUGUUGUGUUUUUGGUUAUAUGAAUUAUAAAAUAUUCAGAUUUUAAAAUGAAUGUGUCAUUUUGCUCAUUGAAUAUUACACUGUCCUAAAACUUUGUCAAGUGCACUUUAAAUGUUGCAGACAGUGCAUUACAGGCUGUGAUGAUGGUUUUGUUUUAAGUUAAAUCAUUUUGAAUUUAAUCGAUUUAAAAAAAACUGUGCAGUGUGUUGGAUGGAUGGGAUCAGACUGCAGAUAAAGGUCAGGUGUUUAUAUUCUCCCAACCUACUCUACAUUACUGCAGUUAUCUUAAAUUAUCAUUGAUAUUUUUUGUGAAGCCUGUAAAUGUUUAUCAUACUGUUUGUAAAGUUGCUGUAGGACUUAAGAGGACUAUCGAUGUGGAAAAACAUUAAAACUUUUCAUUCGCUA